Messenger RNA from Mucor velutinosus, 1704 nucleotides. RefSeq lists its product as uncharacterized. The record is from RefSeq and is a predicted model, not a curated record. The transcript is spliced from 2 exons. Lineage: Eukaryota; Fungi; Mucoromycota; Mucoromycetes; Mucorales; Mucoraceae. Bases 1 to 1704 code for a protein of 567 amino acids.
AUGGUGUACUUGGACGAAGUAAUAUCCCUACUUGACAAGCACAAAUCUAUCUCUGCAAACUGGGAUCUUGCAGAUUUUGAAAAACGUAUACGCGAGCGAGAUCAUUCAAAUCACCUAGUCAAGACAAGCGUCAAUAAACCCAAUGCUGACAGACUGUAUCUUGAGCCAGUACCACAUGGACUCUUUAAGCCACUCUUCUUUGAGGAAGAGGAGGAGGAGGAGGAUGAUAGCAUGGAAGACGUAGUCAGCACAAAUCUCGAGCAGUUGGAAUUACCGGACGCUCAUCACAUUGCCUUCAAAGUCGAUGCUAGUAUUCCCGCAAUAGAAGCACCAGCAACAGCACCUCUUAUUCGAUUGAAUAUGGCCGAGUACCGAAGAAGACGGACUGAACAGUUAGAAUCAGCCAAUUCAGAGCAAUUCAAUGCACUCAUGAGAGCAUCAAUGGAGCCUGAUAAUAUAGUAGCGAAUAAUCAUACUAGCAAUGCAACUGUUCAGCAACUCAGACCACCUCAACAACAGCCUGUAGUGAACAAAAUCUCUGCUCCUGCGCCUGUGCCUGCGCCAAUUCCUGCUCCAACAGUAACGCCAGCAACCACAAAUACAAAACCCAUAGUAUCAGUACCGUUUGCUAAUUUAUAUGACGCUUCAUUGAUGGAUAGCAACAUUUUCACCGAGAAAUCAGGGCCAAAGAUUUAUGCCUAUCCAACCCAAAUCAUCCCUAUAUUUGCUUCACCCACACAACAAGAGGAAUGCGCAAACGACGCCAUCAAAGACAUUCGAUUUCUGAAAGUCAAUUUCACAGAGACAUUGAAUGCGCUAUCAUUGUCUGGUCUUCAUCAACUCGAGGAGGUGGGUAAAGGAUUGUUCCUAAUAAAGCUUAUUGAAAAGCUCCAGGAUCGAGACUUAACAUUGGCACUUGUUACGCCCACAUUCAAUGAAGAGAGUCUCCUAGUUGAAACAGCACAGAGGAUUGGACUGAGAUGCGUUCGCUUCUCCAACAUCCUGGAUGAUUGGAAUUCGGAUUACGGUGUUUAUCUUGAGAUGAAGAUUCCCAACAACGCAGACUUCUCACAGUACAACUUCAAGCCUGCCGACUUUGUGAUUUGCCUUGGUGCCGCAUUGAAUCGCUCAACCGUCGACAAAGUCAAAGCAGCGCCUGAAACACCCGUGGCCUGGAUGGUGACAUUAGGUUCAGCAGAGGAAAGAUUAUAUAAUUUCAUGGCUCAAGAAAACGUUAGAUAUCCUGAUUGCACUGACGCAGAUGGCUUCCAGAAUCUGCUUUUGGCGUCCAACAACUGGCCCUCUUAUGAUCACUAUAGCUUUCAAGAGUUAACGUCUCGAGUCGCAGACAAUGUGAGUUGCUGGUUGAACCUACUCGGCAGAUCAAAAUAUCAGUUUAGAUCCACCGAGGACCUACCUCUUUCAUAUCAUUUGGCGACAUUCAAACCACAGACAGAUGGUGAUAUCGAGGACAUGGAUAUAAGCUCUUCUGAUACAGAGGCCAUUCAGGUUCAGCAAGACAUUUUCCCCACCUUUGAAAUUGUUGAGAGGCCACCCACAACAGUUGCCCCUGACAAUGACAAAUCUCUGGUGGAUGAUUACACAAGUGAGGCUAAGGCUCUUAAGAACAAAUUUGAAGGAGAGUACAAGGCGUUGCUUUCCAAGUAUAGAACCAAGUUAUCAGAAUCUCAUAAACAAAUGUAA